AUGGCGGAUGCCACGAAAGUAAAGGACAUAUAUCCCAUUUCCACAUUCAUACACGACCUGUCUGUUACGCUGGCCGCCACGGCACCCCCGGACGCUGGGACAGAGGCUGGCGCUGAAGCUGGAGCGACAAACCCCAUCCCAGCGAGACGCCUCAUCAUCGUUGGGGAUGUCCACGGGUCACGAAAGUCGCUGGAGGCGCUCCUCGAAGAGGUCGGCUUCGAUAGGGCGCUGGGGGAUCUGGUUAUUUUCGCAGGGGACCUGGUCAGCAAGGGCGCUGAUUCCGGAGGGGUGAUUGACCUGGCGGGGACGAUUGGGGCGCUCGGGGUGAGGGGGAAUCACGACGAUGCUGUGCUGAGGGCCGCUGCGGACAGGCGGAGGGAGACUGGGCAGGCGGAGGAGGAGGAGGGCGUGAGCGCGAGCGUGAGCGUGAGCACUCGCACGGCGGAGACGCUGUCCGGGUCGCAGCUCGGGUUCCUUGCCUCGCUGCCUCUGAUGGUGCGCGUGGCGGUGACGCCCUCGCCGGCCUCGCUGGCCUCGCUGCCGCGGGGGGUUCGGCGGGUCGUUGUUGUGCACGCGGGUCUCGUGCCCGGGGUGGCGUUGGAGGAGCAGUGUGCGCACGCGGUGAUGCAUAUGCGGAGUCUGGGGCGGGAGGAGGGGGGAGGCAGGUUUGUGCCGCUCGAGGAGCCUGGCGAGCGCGGUUGGAUGGCGGAGUGGGAUGAGUGGCAGGAAGGGAUCGCGGAGGGGGACAGGACCAUGGUCGUGUUUGGGCACGAUGCCAAGAGGGGGCUGCAGAGGGGGAGGUAUGCCUUGGGCUUGGACACUUCGUGUGUUUAUGGGGGGAGGUUGAGCGCUUGGGUUGUCGGGGCCGGGGGGGCGAGGGUUGUGCAGGUUGAUUGUGUGGAUGAGCGGGAUUAG
Metarhizium album ARSEF 1941 is the source of this 915-nucleotide messenger RNA. RefSeq names its product Ser/Thr protein phosphatase family protein. Gene Ontology annotation, cellular component: cytoplasm. Gene Ontology annotation, molecular function: phosphatase activity; endopolyphosphatase activity. The record is from RefSeq and is a predicted model, not a curated record. Gene Ontology annotation, biological process: polyphosphate catabolic process. NCBI's taxonomy places the organism in Eukaryota, Fungi, Ascomycota, Sordariomycetes, Hypocreales, Clavicipitaceae. The coding region runs from base 1 to 915 and encodes 304 amino acids. The transcript has a single exon.